Messenger RNA from Hevea brasiliensis (rubber tree), 2456 nucleotides. Its product is annotated as probable inactive purple acid phosphatase 2. The record is from RefSeq and is a predicted model, not a curated record. Gene Ontology annotation, molecular function: acid phosphatase activity; metal ion binding. The transcript is spliced from 2 exons. The coding region runs from base 139 to 2091 and encodes 650 amino acids. NCBI's taxonomy places the organism in Eukaryota, Viridiplantae, Streptophyta, Magnoliopsida, Malpighiales, Euphorbiaceae.
UCAAAGAAUAUGCCUGCUUUCUCUGAUAGAUAACCAUAACAUUGCCCAUUCUCUGAUCAACAAUAUUGGGCUCACCACCACACUCCUCCUCCUUCUCCGCCUCUUCCACCACUACCAAAUUGUUCACUAUCUCUCACCAUGAAAAUCCCUCUACUUCUCCUCCUCUUCUCUCUUCUCACCUCUUCCUCUCUCGCCAAAGUCAAAAUUUCCGUCACACCUACCAUCCUCUCCAAAUCUGGCGAUACCGUCACCGUCUCCUGGUCCAAUGUUGAUUCGCCCUCCAAACUAGAUUGGCUUGGCCUCUACUCGCCCCCUGACUCGCGUAACGACCAUUUCAUUGGCUAUAAAUUCCUCUCUUCCUCGCCCUCAUGGGAAUACGGGUCGGGCUCCAUAUCCCUACCCAUUACCAACCUCCGCUCAAACUAUUCAUUCCGGAUCUUCCGCUGGACCGAAUCCGAGGUCAACCCAAAACGCCACGAUCACGACCAGAACCCUCUUCCCGGGACGGCCCAUUUGCUUGCUCAAUCUGAGGAGGUUGGGUUUGAGGCGGGUCAUGGACCAGAACAGAUCCACUUGGCUUACACGGACUCGGAAGAUGAGAUGCGGGUAAUGUUCGUGGUGGGUGACAAGGAAGAGAGGAAGGUGAAAUGGGGGCAGGGUGAUGGAGAGUGGAGUCACGUAACAGUGGCACGUGUGGUGAGGUAUGAAAGGGAGGACAUGUGUGAUGCUCCGGCUAAUGGGAGUAUUGGGUGGAGAGAUCCUGGGUGGAUCCAUGAUGCUGUCAUGACAAAUUUGAAGGAUGGUGUUAGAUAUUAUUACCAGGUUGGAAGCGACUCUAAAGGUUGGAGUGCAACUCAGAGCUUUGUGUCACGGAAUGGAAACUCAGAUGAAACAAUAGCUUUCCUGUUUGGAGAUAUGGGAACUGCAACGCCAUAUGCAACCUUCCAUCGAACACAAGAUGAAAGCAUAUCAACCAUGAAAUGGAUCCUUCGUGACAUAGAAGAUAUUGGUGACAAGCAUGCUUUCAUUUCUCACAUAGGAGAUAUUAGCUAUGCAAGAGGCUACUCAUGGUUGUGGGACCAUUUUUUCACUCAAAUUGAAUCUGUUGCAUCCAAAGUACCAUACCAUGUGUGCAUUGGUAACCAUGAAUAUGAUUGGCCUCUACAACCGUGGAAACCUGAUUGGUCCUAUUCAAUUUAUGGAACUGAUGGGGGUGGUGAAUGUGGAGUUCCGUACAGCCUUAAAUUUAAUAUGCCUGGAAACUCUUCAGAGCCAACUGGAACCCGUGCCCCUGCCACUCGAAACCUAUACUAUUCAUUUGAUACAGGGGCUGUACAUUUUAUGUACAUAUCAACUGAGACCAAUUUCCUUCCUGGGAGCAGCCAGUAUAACUUUAUAAAGCAUGAUUUAGAAUCAGUUAAUCGGAGCAAGACCCCUUUUGUGAUUGUCCAAGGGCACAGGCCAAUGUACACUACAAGCUAUGAGAACAGGGAUGCCCCAUUGAUGGAGAAAAUGCUUAAGCACUUGGAACCCUUGUUUGUGAAAAAUAAUGUUACCCUUGCGUUGUGGGGUCAUGUACACAGAUACGAGAGGUUUUGUCCAGUGAAUAACUUCACAUGUGGAAGCACUUGGAAGAGAUAUCCAGUUCAUGUUGUAAUUGGGAUGGCAGGACAAGACUGGCAGUCUAUUUGGAAACCCAGACCUGACCAUCCAGAUAUGCCUGUCUUUCCACAACCUGAGCGGUCCAUGUACCGUGGGGGUGAGUUUGGGUACGCUAGACUGGUUGCCACAAAGGAGAAGCUGACACUUUCUUAUGUAGGGAACCAUGAUGGAGAGGUGCAUGAUAUGGUGGAAAUUUUGGCAUCAGGCCAAGUUCACAGUGGUAGUGAUGGUGUUAGCAAUGUUGCUGGAGCCAGGUUUGAAGUGGUGGUGGACUCCACAUUCACAAAGUAUGUCAAGGUUGCGAGUUUCCUUGUGCUUGGGGCUUUUAUGGGUUAUAUUCUUGGGUUUAUUUCACAUGCCAGGAAGAAAAAUGCCUCCAAAGGCAACUGGAUUCUCGUGAAGAGUGAGGAGCAUGAAACAUUGUCAUGAAAGUUGGAAAGUUGCUUGACAUGCAGAAUAUACUUCCUCAUAUCCUCGUAUCUUCAAACCUAUUUGCGAUGAGUGUCAAGGUUUUCGUGUUGUACAUGAUCUCCUCCUGUUUGUUGGUCGAGCAAGGACUCUCAAAGUUUUAUGACUUGUUGUACUCGGUAUUUUAAUGAAGGUCUGUAAAUACUCAAUUCUCUCAUAUUUAGUGAAAAGAAAACCAUUUUAUUACUAGAGAAAAUUAAAAUAAAAUCUUUGUAAGCAGAAGUAUGCUGUAAACAAGCAUGUAUAAUUAAGCGUGUGCUUAGCAUAAUCCUUAUUGUAAACUUAAGAAGUAGGUACUUUCAGAAUAUUAUCUUUCUUGUGUGAAA